Messenger RNA from Lates calcarifer (barramundi perch), 2265 nucleotides. It is a transcript of the gene ccdc15, whose product is annotated as coiled-coil domain containing 15. The transcript has 10 exons. Bases 222 to 1532 code for a protein of 436 amino acids. Gene Ontology annotation, cellular component: centrosome. NCBI's taxonomy places the organism in Eukaryota, Metazoa, Chordata, Actinopteri, Centropomidae. The record is from RefSeq and is a predicted model, not a curated record.
UGUACCAGUGAGCACAGGAAGUAAAAGAAGUGAGCGAAACUCAAACAGACCUGUUGAUCCCUGUACAUAAACAAACGAAAACAGGCAUUUUCCCUUAUUUUUCGUUUCUUCUCGUUUAAAUAGUAAGCGAAUAGUGCGCCUAAUGCAGUCGACCUAACCGAGACGAGUGUUUAGCUGCGAGUUAGCAGCACUUUACAUUAGUCUGCGUAGCGAAGCUAGCUAUGAGUGCUAGCCGUGUUAAAGCCUCGACAAACGGCAGAAACAAAGCUUCAGUCAGCCGGAGCAGGCAGCACCGAGACUCCAGAGCUAACAAGGUGCUGGCUGAGAGGAACCAGGCGGUGGUGGCGGUGGGAGCCUGGGUGGAGGACGGACAAGACUUCCUGGAGCACCCGUGUGCUCUUGCUUUGUUAACUGAGGAGCUCCAGGCAGAGAGGAGGAGGGAGAGUGAAGAGAGCCUGCGCCGAUUUCAAGAUGAAGUGCGCCACCGUGUGGCGCAGCGAGCCCAAGUCUUCAAGAAGAGACAGCAGCCUCAGACAGAACCAUUGCCUGACAGGAGAAUCCCACAACAACUAUACAGAGCCCAGCAUAUGUCUGUCGGUGAGAAAGUGAUGUCUCAGGGAGGUGCUGCACAACAGAAAGUGAUGGAGGGAAGCUCUCAGGAGUCCAGUGAAGGCAUGAGGCAGAUCAGACUCAGGCUGGCUGCCUGUCGGAUGAUCCCGCAUGGGGAAAUGACGUCAGACCUUCCUGGAGGCAAAUGGAACAUGUCUCCUAUCAGACAUAAAGCUGAAUCUCUCGUGCAGAGAGCAGAGGAAGAAGUGAGAGAGGAGGAGGAGGAUGUUCAGGGGGAGGAAGAGGAGGAAGAGGGAGACGAUCAGUUCUUCACCAGCCAACAUGAAUGUCCCCUCGUUCAGCAGAAGGUGAGUGGACGUGUGUCACGGGAUACUGACAAGUCACAGCCUGAUCCUGGUUCCAUGUCCAACCACAGAGUCCCACAGGUGCUGUGGCCUCUGGCUGACCAGGAGGAACUCAAAAGACAGCGUCAGUCUCAUUUCCUGAUGCACCGCCGCCAGUUCAUGAACAUUGAGAGAGAGCAAGUGAAAGAGAACACACAGCACAGGAAACACCUGAAGAGAACGGCGAGGAUCAAGGCAGAGAAAGAACAGAUACGUCUGGAGGAAGAGAGAAAGUUGGAGAGAGUUCGGCAGCUCGCAGAGGCCAGACAGAAGCUGGAGGAGAGAGAGCUGCUGAUUCUGGAACGACUGAGACUCGAGGAGGAGGAGAGAGCUACGGAGCUGCAGAGGAAAAAAAAGGAGAAAGGGAAAGUAGCUACAAGGUACAUUGAGGCUCUGAGAGCUCAGAUGAAAGAGCGACUGUGUCCGGAGAAACUGGAGCUCCCUCCUCUCUGUUGCUGUGCGACCUCAUUCUGGGACUCCCAUCCCGACACCUGUGCCAACAACUGCGUCUUCCACAACAAUCCCAAAGCAUAUGCCCAAGCGUUACAUUCAACAAUGUUGAGUUUGAAUUUACGGUGAAGGACGCUGUUGAACUGCAAGCAGAAAUUGUCUAGAAGAAACAGACUAUAUUUAAAGAAAUAGUCCAACAUUUUGGGAAAUUUAAGUGUAAGUUGUCAAACCCAGAGUGAGAUGAGAAGAUUGUGUGUGUGAAAUAUCUUAACAUCUAUGAAAUGGAUUGACACAAAACGUGCCUCCAGCACUGUCAUCAGGUCAAGAUUUCUCUUUGCCCAAGACUAAAUACCUGAAAAAUUAAUGACAUUCACAUCAGCCUUAGUUGAACUUGAUUUGCUGAUUAACAAAUGUUGUCAAUGAUUACUCACUCAACUAAAAUGGUUAACAUAGUAAAUGUUGUUCCUUCUAAACAUCAGCGUGUUAGCAUUGUCAUUGUGAACAUGUGAGUAUGUUGAUGUUAGUGUUUAGAACCUAGUCUUGUUCAGCUGUUCAUGGAGAAUGUGCCUUUUUUGAUACUAUUUGGCUUUGUGUAUUAAAUAUAUUAAAAUUUUUAUACAACCUUACAAGAAUUUACUUUUAGAUUAUUUGUUGAUAAUUAAGGGAUUUGAUUGUUGGCAUACUCGCUACAUGCAAUUAGUGAAGUCAGUUUAUACGAUUACUAAAGCAUCAGGGAAGUCAGUACAUAUGUGAACUUGAGAAUGUGCAUUUGAGGAUUUGCUGUUGAUUGUGUUGAAUGUAUAAGAAUCUGGUAUGGGCCAUGUUAAUUUAAAGAAAUUAAAUAAACUCACUUAAAAAAAAA